AUGGUCAACCUCAAGAACAUCACCCUGGCAGUGACCCUCUUUCUGGGAUGCGGUCUUGCUGUCCCUGCCCCAGCUGCUCCAGCCGCUGAACCGGGAGCCAUUAUCCCGGGCAGCUACAUCAUCACCCUCAAACCUGAGAUAGAUGCCAUCAUGGCCAAGACUCAUCUGAAAUGGGUUGAUGGUGUGCACAAGCGAAGCUUGACAAAGCGGGAGGAACUCGGCGUUGAGAAGACUUAUGAUAGCAAGUCUGGCUUCCAAGGUUACGCGGGAACAUUUGACAAGGCGACGAUCAGUGUGAUCAAGAAGAGUCCUGAUGUUCUUGCGAUUGAACCCAAUCGUGUCUGGAAGAUCUCUCGCGUUAACAAAGAUCACAAUCUUGAAAAGAGAGCUGAAGUCACACAGAAAAAGUCUACCUGGGGUCUUGGUACGAUCUCUCACCGAAAGAAGGGCUUCAAGGAGUACAUCUACGACAACUAUGCUGGCACGGACAUGUACGCCUACGUCAUUGACGGUGGAGUCCGUGUCUCUCACAAUGAAUUCGGUGGCCGUGCUAAAGCCGCUUGGACCAACUGGAAGGGUGACAACAAGGAUACUGAUGGUCACGGUACCCAUGUUGCUGGAGUCAUUGCUGGCAAGACGUAUGGUGUCGCUAAGAAGGCGAAUAUCCUUGCUCUCAAGGUCUUCAAGGGUGAAGAGAGUGAUACUUCUAUUGUCCUUGAUGCUUUCAACUGGGCGGUCAACGAUAUUAUUAAGAGAGAUCGCACAUGGAGGGCUGUUAUCAACAUGUCUCUCGGAGGUGAAAAGUCCGCUGCAUUCAACAAGGCUGUUGACAAUGCAUCGAAGAAGGGUGUCGUUACUGUCGUCGCUUCUGGCAAUGAUGCUAGGGACGCAGCCAAGGAGUCGCCAGGAUCUGCAGCUUCCGCUAUCACCGUCGGUGCCAUUGACGAGAACUGGGCUGUCGCUGACUUUUCCAACUGGGGAAAGACAGUCGACAUCAUGGCCCCGGGUGUAGGGAUUCUCUCUUCUGGCUGGAAGUCAGACACGCACACCUUUACAGAGGAUGGAACUUCAAUGGCUGCUCCUCAUGUUGCUGGUUUGGUUCUGUACGCGAUGAGUACCGAGGAGGUUGAGGGUGUUGCAGCCAUUACUCGUUGGUUGAAGGAGGUUGCUACGGCGAAGAAGAUCUCUGGAAAUCUUCACAGCGCACCAAAUCUGAUUGCUAACAAUGGAAAUCGGGUACAGUAG
Fusarium venenatum is the source of this 1245-nucleotide messenger RNA. Its product is annotated as peptidase S8/S53 domain-containing protein. NCBI's taxonomy places the organism in Eukaryota, Fungi, Ascomycota, Sordariomycetes, Hypocreales, Nectriaceae. Gene Ontology annotation, molecular function: serine-type endopeptidase activity. The record is from RefSeq and is a predicted model, not a curated record. Gene Ontology annotation, biological process: proteolysis.